Messenger RNA from Effrenium voratum, 855 nucleotides. Lineage: Eukaryota; Dinophyceae; Suessiales; Symbiodiniaceae. The record is from the annotation of a GenBank genome assembly.
AUGGCGCUUCUGAAUGGCUUCAGCAGAGAGGAAUACCCAAAUGGUGAUUCCUAUGAAGGCCAAUUCAAAAGAGGAGCUCGGCAUGGGUCUGGAACGUAUUAUUGUGUGGAUGGCUAUUACGAGGGAGAGUUUUGCGAAGGCAAGAUGCAAGGAGAGGGAACGUUCUACUAUGCAAAGCAGGAAUCCUACACAGGCCAGUGGUUGAAUAGCAUGAGACAUGGCUACGGUAAAUUCACGUAUCAUGAUGGCGCUGCAUACGAGGGCCGCUGGGAAGCUGACUUGAGACACGGGCAGGGCCUGAUGAAGUAUGCGGACGGAUCUGCAUACAACGGCAACUGGGCGGCUGACAGGCGGCAUGGCCAGGGCCAAAUGAGUUUCGGAGACGGAGCGCAAUACAGCGGAGCUUGGUUGAAUGAUGCUCGACACGGAUUCGGGUCAUACAGGCUGCCAAAUGGCAGCUGCUAUGAUGGCGACUUCAAGGCAGACAUUCCAGAUGGCUCCGGGCGGCUUCAUGAUGCUGAUGAGCAGAGCGACUAUGUUGGACAGUUCCAGGAAGGCUUGCGCUCGGGACAGGGGAAAUGUACAUAUCAAACAACUGGGAGCCAGUUUUCUGGAGAGUGGCGUGGCGGAGUUCGUGUAGAAGGCUUGAUGCAUUUGGCCUCUGGCGAUGUUGAAAAGGUCGGCUACUUGAACGACAAGUUGGUUCGGCGAGAGAAGCUCAGCAAGGCAGAGCAAGAGCGCGUACAACAGGAAGCGCCGCGGAAGGAGGAUCCUCGCCCAUCUGUGGGUGUGCUGCCUGUUGACCAGGUGGCAUCUUUGGGACCUGGCCCGGCUGAAGCUGUAACCGCGUCGUAA